ACCCACAGGCGUCCAAUAGAAGUGCAAGAUAAAUUGUCCGGUCAACAGUCCAUUGAACACAUCCCAAACACUUUACCUUGGUGUGAGACUGGGACCAGGGCUCUCUGACAUCUGCAAGAGGAUAAAUACUCAUUGCACAAAGGAAACGAUGCGAGAAAUCGUUUACAUUCAAGCUGGCCAGUGUGGCAACCAGAUCGGCGCAAAGUUCUGGGAGGUGAUUAGUGAGGAGCAUGGAAUCAACUGCACUGGGGAAUAUGUGGGCGACUCAGACCUUCAGCUGGACAAGAUCAGUGUCUACUUCAACGAAUUCUCGUUCUCCAAGUAUGUCCCCAGAUCCAUUCUAGUGGACCUGGAGCCAGGAACCAUGGACAGUGUGCGCUGUGGACACAUAGGACACCUCUUUAAACCGGACAAUUUCAUCUUCGGUCAUAGUGGAGCUGGUAACAACUGGGCUAAGGGCCACUACACGGAGGGAGCUGAGCUAGUGGAAGCAGUGAUGGACGUGGUGAGGAAGGAGGCAGAUAACUGUGACUGUCUCCAGGGCUUCCAGCUUACCCACUCCCUGGGCGGGGGCACAGGCUCUGGCAUGGGGACCCUACUCAUCAACAAGAUCCAGGAGGAGUACCCUGAUCGUAUGAUGGCCACCUUCAGCGUGGUCCCCUCCCCUAAGGUGUCGGACACGGUGGUGGAGCCCUACAACGCCACUCUCUCUGUUCACCAGCUUCUAGAGAAUACAGACGAAACUUUCUGCAUCGACAAUGAGGCGAUCUACGACAUCUGCUUCCGCAAGCUCAAGCUCCCCACACCCACCUAUGGAGACCUCAACCACCUGGUGUCGGCCACCAUGAGCGGGGUGACCACAUGCCUUCGCUUCCCAGGCCAGCUCAACACCGACCUCCGCAAGCUGGCCGUCAACAUGGUACCCUUCCCCCGCCUGCACUUCUUCAUACCGGGCUUCGCCCCGCUCACUAACAGGGGGGCCCUGCAGUACCAUGCCCUCACCGUGCCUGAACUCACCCAGCAGGCAUUCGACGCCAAGAACAUGAUGGCAGCCUGCGACCCGCGUAACGGGCGCUACCUCACCGCGGCGAUGGUGUUCCGGGGUCACAUGUCUAUGAGGGAGGUGGACGAGCAGAUGCUGGCCAUUCAGAACAAGAACAGCAGCUACUUUGUGGACUGGAUCCCCAACAACAUUAAGACAGCGGUCUGUAAUAUCCCACCCCCUGGACUCAAUAUGUCCGCCACCUUCAUAGGCAACAAUACAGCCAUCCAGGAGCUGUUCAAGCGUCUCUCUGAGCAGUUCACCGCCAUGUUCCGUCGCAAGGCCUUCCUGCACUGGUACACCGGAGAGGGAAUGGACGAGAUGGAGUUCACCGAGGCCGAGAGCAACAUGAAUGACCUGGUGUCUGAGUACCAGCAGUACCAGGACGCCACCGCUGAGGAGGAGGUGUUUGAGGAUGAAGAGGAAGAAAAAUGA
Salvelinus namaycush (lake trout) is the source of this 1477-nucleotide messenger RNA. Its product is annotated as tubulin beta chain-like. Gene Ontology annotation, cellular component: cytoplasm; microtubule. Gene Ontology annotation, molecular function: GTP binding; structural constituent of cytoskeleton; GTPase activity. NCBI's taxonomy places the organism in Eukaryota, Metazoa, Chordata, Actinopteri, Salmoniformes, Salmonidae. The coding region runs from base 149 to 1477 and encodes 442 amino acids. Gene Ontology annotation, biological process: microtubule cytoskeleton organization; mitotic cell cycle. The transcript is spliced from 4 exons. The record is from RefSeq and is a predicted model, not a curated record.